UGUGUUGUUGUUUGUGUUAGCGUCCUUUUUAUUUACCAUCCCCUCCUGAAACCCCUACAUCAACUCUUAAAAAAAUAAAAGGUAACUUUUUAUUCAAAGACAUGAUAUAAAUUAAUCAUAUUUAUUUUAAAAAUUGUGGGUACCACUAAUGUAGAAUUUAGUCCUGUAAAAUCGGUAUUAAAACCAACAAAAAUUUAUAGUAGAAAACGGAUAUUCAGAGUUAUGGAAAAUGAUACAGAAUUAAAUGUUAUCCAAUAACCUGAAAAUCCUUCAACUCCAAAUAUUUCAAUGGCAUCCUCCAUGCUGAAUUAUGAUACAAUAAUGGCAGCAGAAUAUCAGAAAAAUUCUUCUCAAAAGAAGUAAGUGUAAAACAUAUUAAUGGCAGGGGUAGAUUGUAGACACCUGUAUGUUUUUAUGAUUUGUCUCAUUUUUCAUUUUUUUUUAUUUUUAUUUUUGAAACCUUAAACCAUAUUAUAUAACAACUUUUUUGUUUACAUUCUUAAAAAUAUUUGUAUGUUAAGAAAAGUUUUUUCAUAAAAAUCAUGUAAAUUAAAUUUAGAGCCAUAGAUUAGUUAAAUUUGUCAGUUGAUCAACUAUAAUUAUCACAUAAUAUUUUUGCUUCAUUUAAAAAUUUCUUACUAAAUAUUUGUUAAUUUAAACCUUAUUUUCAGGUCCAAGGAGAGCAACCGGGGUAAAUAAGAAAUAAGUUGAGUUGAAGUGCACAAUACAAAAAAUUACGAGAGCAGCUAAGAGGGUACACAAAAAAACAUUUAGAAACAAAACAAAAAUUGAAACUUAUAAUGGCAAAUAUAAACCUCACAAAUGUUUUGAAGGAUGUUAAUGACACCAAUGUAAGUUUUAUUGAGAAUCAGAUUAGUAACCAAAAAUUGAAACCUAGAGAGAGGCGAUUUACUAUGGAAGAUAAAAUUUUUGCUUUGUCUGCAUUUAAGCAGAGUGGAAAAGUGUACAGGUUCCUUUCCAAAAUUUUUGGUUUACCUAGCCGCAAGAUUCUCUCCAAUCUUUUAAGCCAAAUUCUAUUCCAUUGUGGAAUUAAUGACAAGUUUUUUAAACAUUUAAAGAGUGUGGUGGGUAAAAUGAAAAAAAAUUGGUACUUACUGUGUCUUAAUGUUCGACGAAAUUUUUUUGAGUUGUUGCAUUUCAUUCAAUCCCAACAAAGAUUUUGUAGAAGGUUUUGUUGAUUUUGGAGCCAAUGAUAGGCGAGCAAACUUUGCUGAUAACGCUCUAGUUUUCAUUCUGAAAGGUGUUCACAAAAGUUGGAAACAACCCAUUUGUUUUUAUUUUUGUGAACGUACUACUUCAACAGUAUACUUAGUGAGGGUUUUAAAAGAAGCAAUAAGACAUGUUCGUUUAUCAAGUUUGAAAAUUGUCGCUACAGUAUGUGAUCGAGGAGCAACAUAUAAUGCUGCCAUUAAUGUUUUAUUAAAUGAGACGAAUACUUAUUGUAUAGAAGAAAAUAUUGAAAACAAAUUUCAAGGCUAUUUAAUUAAUGGCAAAGAAAUCGUUCAUUUGUUUGAUCCUCCCUAUUUGCUAAAAGGUAUCCGAAAUUCUUUAUUAAAUAAAUUAUUAUAUUUUAAGCAAGAUGGAUUCGUUAGACCCAGGUCGUUUAACCAAGACCCUCUUGAAAACUUCUUCGGUCAAAUAAGAAGUCAUGGAGUGAGAAAUGUCAAUCCAAUGUGCAUCUCCUUUAUCUCCUCAACUAAAGCUUUAACAGUAAAUUUUAUGUCAUCACACUUCCCAAGUUUUAACUGUGGGGAGGAUUUAUCGACUGGGGCAUUGGAUAGUUUAAAAGACCUCAUUGCACAAGAAGACACUAGUGACUCAAACAGCGAAAUUGAUCUUGUUUCAGAAUACACACUCUUCACAUCAUCCAUCAACGAAAUUGAGAAGUUUUAUAAAUCCAUUUUGGAGCAAGUGUCAACUGAAGAUAAUGAACUGUUCAUUCCCAUUCAAUCUGACAAAACAUUCACACCUAUUUCUACAGAUGAAAUAGAUGAAGCUAAGAAAAAUUGGCCUCACAAUAAGCAAAUCGCCUACAGUCGCAUGCGUCAUCUCGCAAGUGCGGUGAUCGACGCAAAUGUCAGUUCUGUUCCAGGGCCUUCCCCACCUAUGUUCAAGCGAGACAGCAUGAACACAGGACUCACCCGCAGCCUCCAGCCGAAAGCGUAG
Molecule: messenger RNA, 2187 nt
Organism: Aethina tumida (small hive beetle)
Lineage: Eukaryota; Metazoa; Arthropoda; Insecta; Coleoptera; Nitidulidae
Exons: 4
Coding region: 1126-2187 (353 amino acids)
Source: RefSeq, a predicted model, not a curated record